AUGUACCAAAUGCUGAAGCAGGACGCCCCUGAUCGAAAUCAUAUCCUUUCCUGGUGCGCAAACCACGAGAUCCGGUGGAAGUUCAUUUCGCCACGUGCACCUCAUUUCGGAGAGGCUGCGGUGAAGUCCGCUAAGACCCACCUCCUUAAGGAAAUUGGCAAUACGAAUCUUGCCUACGAGGACAUGCUUACCUUACUAGCGCAGGUUGAGAUGUGCCUCAAUUUGCAACCAUUAACGCCCCUGUCCUCAGAACCAUCGGACCUGGAAGCCCUGACCCCUGGUCAUUUCCUGGUAGGUUCCAACCUCCAAUCCGUUCCCGAAGCAACAUUGGUCAACAUUCCCGAAAACCGGCUCAACCAUUGGGAACAAACUCAGCGCCAUCUCCACCGAAUCUGGGCACGUUGGUACCCGGAAUACCUCUAG
This is a messenger RNA of Ochlerotatus camptorhynchus, 423 nucleotides long. RefSeq lists its product as uncharacterized. The record is from RefSeq and is a predicted model, not a curated record. The transcript has a single exon. Gene Ontology annotation, molecular function: nucleic acid binding. NCBI's taxonomy places the organism in Eukaryota, Metazoa, Arthropoda, Insecta, Diptera, Culicidae. The coding region runs from base 1 to 423 and encodes 140 amino acids.